GAUGUCAUAUUUUAUUAGGUUAUUUUUAUUUUUUGGAAUCACUCAAAAAUGGCACACGUUGAUUACCACUCGACCAAUGCUGGCUAUAUAUAUAGGUGCACUGUACUGUACUGUAAUACCAUCAAAUUUGGCUUAGGAAAGGACCGCCGACCCGGGCACUCACCGACCAACUCUUCGUAUCCCAUCCAAUCUCUUAAACGCCACAAGACUCACGAGUACGAUGGAUAUAUAGUAUGAAGUUGAAGAAGUGGAUCCCUUUCUCAGAUAUCCAAAGGUUUCAGCUGUUUACGUUCCAUUCUUGUUAGCAAAAAACCAAAAUUUGUAUAGCUUGGACGAUGAUGAAUUCUGUGAAUCUUGGCUCUCCUUGGGUCCAAACCCGUUCCAUGGGUGGCCUACUUAGUAGAUCUGCAUCUUCUUCCAAGCAAAAACCUGCUUUCUUCUUGUUUCAGAGGCCGAGAUCCCGAUCCAUCUCUUCUUCUUCUUCUUCUUUCUCUAUCUCUGCAACUAUUGCCAAACAAGAGACGGCCAAAGGCGAAGAAGAAGCCAGAAGGCAGAGCCAUGUGGGAACCUUAUCCUCAUCCGCCUUCAAUUUCAAGGCCUAUAUGGUCGAAAAGGCCGAUUCGGUGAACCAAGCCCUAAACGACGCCGUCUCCCUGCGGGACCCGCUGGAGAUCUACGAGUCCAUGCGCUACUCUCUCCUCGCCGGCGGGAAACGGGUCCGCCCCAUCCUCUGCAUCGCCGCCUGCGAGCUGGUCGGCGGCCACCAGUCCACCGCCAUGCCGGCGGCCUGCGCCGUGGAGAUGAUCCACACCAUGUCCCUCAUGCACGAUGACCUUCCCUGUAUGGACAACGACAACCUCCGCCGCGGCAAGCCCACCAACCACAAGGUCUUUGGCGAGGACAUCGCCGUCCUCGCCGGCGAUGCCCUUCUCGCGUUCGCCUUCGAGCACGUCGCCACAGCCACGAAGGGCGUGUCUUCGGAGAAAAUCCUUCGCGUGAUCGGCGAGCUGGCGAAAUCGAUCGGAUCAGAGGGGCUGGUUGCCGGCCAGGUGGUCGACAUUUGUUCCGAAGGCAUAUCUGAUGUUGGAUUAGAACACCUCGAAUUCAUCCACCGCCACAAGACGGCGGCGUUAUUGGAGGGGUCGGUAGUUCUGGGGGCGAUUUUGGGAGGUGGGUCCGACGAACAAGUCGAGAAGCUCCGGAAUUUCGCAAGAAAAAUUGGGUUGUUGUUUCAGGUUGUGGAUGACAUUCUGGAUGUCACCAAGUCGUCGCAAGAUUUGGGGAAGACGGCGGGGAAAGAUUUGGUUGCCGACAAGGUGACUUAUCCCAAACUUAUUGGCAUUGAGAAAUCCAGAGAGUUUGCUGAGAAAUUGAAUAACGAGGCAAAGGAUCAGCUUUCUGGGUUUGAUCGGGACAGGGCGGCUCCCUUGAUUGCGCUUACCAAUUAUAUUGCUUACAGGGGAAACUGAUAUGUAUUUAUUCUGUAGGCAUAAAGUUCAUUCUCAGAUAGUAAACCAUGAAUUCCCUAAUUUUCAUGUAAUUUUCAUUCCAUCAGUAUUCAGUCAUGGUGCUGUAACUCAAAUAGGCUUUCUUCCUCGGUACUUGAAACUUGGGUUGAGGUUUGAGGAGGAGAAGGGAAAGGAAAGAUUUUCUUUCUUUUCCUCAUUAUUUCCUUUUCCUUUUUUUUUUUUUUGGGGGGGGGUUCUCCCCUCCCCGUAGAAGACACUUUUUAGUUCACUUUUCUACACAAAACUAAACAGAGGAACAAUUUCUUGAGUUA
Molecule: messenger RNA, 1780 nt
Organism: Diospyros lotus (date-plum)
Lineage: Eukaryota; Viridiplantae; Streptophyta; Magnoliopsida; Ericales; Ebenaceae
Product: geranylgeranyl pyrophosphate synthase, chloroplastic-like
Exons: 1
Coding region: 336-1469 (377 amino acids)
Biological process (GO): isoprenoid biosynthetic process
Molecular function (GO): geranylgeranyl diphosphate synthase activity
Source: RefSeq, a predicted model, not a curated record